AAGCCGAUCGUCUGCAGGUGCCAUAUUGGAAAUGCUGACCUAGUGUGAGGCCGGGGUCUUUAAGAGUAACAGAUCAGACACAUAGCAGCAGCAGCAGCAUCUCCCACUGACAGCUCAGAGUUUCCCUGGAGGGAAAUCCUCUUUGUGUUUGAGGUCCGAGCCGGUCGAGUCUUUCAACAGGAUAUCCCAACAGAAGUCUCUCUCAGCAGGCCCAAGCCAGCCUGGUGAAGCAGCAGCAGCAGCAGCAGCAGCAGUCGGAGUGAGAGCCUGGGAAUGUGUGCCAUCCUGCAUGAUAAAUAUCAGUGAUUCGCUCCAGGCUUCAGACUGUUACUCACAGGAAGUCACUGUUUGAACAGCGACAGGCCUUUUACUCUUUUACUGGGCCGGGGGACAACAACACCUUUAUUUGUCUGCAGGAUCUUUGUGAGCUUUAACCUCACAUUUCACACGGAUCUGAAACUUCACACACACAAGAAACCACAGGCCGGUUGAUACUAGACACCACCGAGGCUUUACUGAUGACUCUUCUGAUCAUCUCUCCCUGUCGUCAGCUGGUCAGGUAGAUCACAUCGACAUCUGAUGAGCUGUGGCGUGUGAUGUUCUGCAGGACGUAUUUCAAAAGGGACUGAGGUCAUAUUUCACUGUUUCAGACAUUUUCGGUCUACAAUGGCGCCAAAUUGUGGGAGGUCGUAACAAAUGAAGCAAGCGCUCCAACACCUCCUGUGGUAUCCUGGCAGUAGCCUAUCGCAGCCGGCUGAAGAGGCAUCUAAUGAUGGGCCGGAGGCGGAGGCAACAAGGAGAGCGCCGGUGCCUCAGACCAUCCAGGGAGUCUCACUUCCGACAACCAGCAGUUUGAGAUCGGACCUAUCUGUGAGCGGAGCAAGAUUUUUACGCAUGAAGUUUGUUUUUACGCACGUGUUUAACUCGCCUGAGAUGGUUUUCGCCUUUUUACGCAAGAACACGGUCUUCCAGCCCGUGGAUUCUGGACUUGAUGCAGUUUUAACAUACUUGACAUACAACCUGUCCUGCUGUGAAGGGAUAACUACUCCUUCUCGUGUGAGGCGACAUAUUCGAGCGAUGCAUCCAUCCUCAGAAGUCAGCUCAAACUGGAGCGUCUUUUCUGACUAAAACUCAUCCAGAAGCUCAGAGAGGUGGCAGAGCCUUAAAUCUAAAACGUAUUUAUCGAGGUGCUGCCUUCGCUGAGAAAGUUUUACCCCUGAGACGCUCACACAGAGGAGUUUUUUUUUUAGGACCAAACCAUGUUGGAGCUGCUCGGAGUUGUGCGUAAAAGUCGCCGCACAUCGGACAGGAAGUGAACUAAUUAUUAUUAAACCCCAUCCCUCAUUUCCAUAUCUAGCGUGAGCUGGCUGGACCUCAGCCAAUCACCCAGCGAAGGGGAGCAAGAGUCGUAAAAGCAUUCUCCUUCCUCCAUCACAAUCACACUGACAUGCGCAAUCUGCACACGGGCAACGACAGCAGCCUCAGUUCGCUUAUUCCACGGAGCUCGCUGACUGUGAAGGGUCCCAGUCGCUGCUCGUAGAUGAGUCGGCGGAAGGCAGCAGUGAGUCCCACACAGAGAGCAACAUGUCCCGGCGCAAGCAAGCCAAACCCAAGCACCUCAACUCAGAGGAGGAGGCGACACGGAGCGGACUCCUCUGCACGAAUGGCCUUGUAGAGGGAACUGAAAGAGGAGAGACAGACGGAUGCAGCAGUGAGGAAACACACGUCUGUGAAAAAUGCUGUGCUGAGUUCUUCACAUGGACUGACCUGAGUAAACAUCAGAAAGUCUGCACUGAGGAUUCUUUGGUGCUGAUAGUAAAAGACAAUGAUGGGAUACCAGUUUCUGAGGUAUCUCCUGUUGGACCCUCUCCAGCUCCCAGCGUGGCGUCCAGUGACUUGUCUGCAGAAGAGUCCGUAGAUGCUGGCUUUGAGCUGGGAGAGACACUUGUGAAUGACAACGAGAGUCUGGACAAUUUAGAGGAAAGCAUUGAUCGGGAAGCCAUGGAGCUUGAGCAUUGUCCACAGGACGACUACACUACAACCUCCAGCCCCCAGCCUCCAGAUUCAGCUGAGGCCACUUCCCCCCAGAUGUCGGGUGUUGGCAGCUACAGUAUGCCGAGCACAAACGUGACGCUGGAGAUCCUCCACAGCACCAGGGUGGCUGUUGCCCAGUUCUCCCAGGGGAUCAAUAUUUGUGGUACUGGAGGGAAGGCAGCUUCAGCAGCCAUCCCUGUGAUUCUGGAGCACCUGCUGGCUCUGCAGCAACAACAGGUCCACCAGCUGCAGCUUAUUGAGCAGAUCUGCAGCCAGGUAGCCGUCAUGAACAGGCAACCGACACAGGCAGCUUUAAAUCCAGCGUCAAGGUCUCUGUCUCUGGCACCUAACCCUUUCCCCUCCCAAGGCAUCGUCCCUCCUCCCAUCCUGCCUCUGUCAGGUACAAUGCCCUCAUCCAUCAAUGGACAGGCUGCUGUUUCUAUGUCUUCUGGAUUUGAUAAGUCCCCGAGUCUCCAACCACAAACUGUAUCUGGACAAUCCUCCUUUAGAGAUGUAACAUGUACCUCAGCCUCCUCAGAGAAUUCAACCCCACCUCGCUCUAGCAGCAGCAUCUCUGCAUUACUCCCUCAGUACACAGGCUCACACACCAGCAGCAUUAGCAGUACUCAGACACUUAGCUCCUCCAGCCCCCUUCCCUUGGGGCAGAGCAGCCUCCUCAGCUCAUCCUCUAGCCUGCCAUUUCUACCUCAGAGCCCCCCCAGCAGCGUCAUCUUCCCCAAUCCCUUGGCUAGCAUCGCUGCCACAGCCAAUGCACUUGACCCUCUUGCAGCCCUGAUGAAGCACAGGAAAGGGAAAAUGCCAAACGUGUCCUUGUUCGAGACGAAGCCCAGCCCAGAGGAGCCAUUCUUCAAGCAUAAAUGCAGGUUCUGUGCCAAAGUGUUUGGCAGCGAUAGCGCUCUGCAGAUCCACCUGCGCUCCCAUACAGGAGAGCGGCCCUUCAAAUGCAACAUCUGCGGCAAUCGCUUCUCCACAAAAGGCAACUUGAAGGUGCACUUCCAGAGGCACAAAGAUAAGUAUCCUCAUGUCCAGAUGAACCCCUACCCAGUGCCAGAAUACCUUGACAAUGUGCCAACAAGUUCUGGGAUCCCCUACGGUAUGUCCAUCCCUCCAGAAAAACCUGGCUCCUCAUGGUUGGAUAGCAAACCUGUUGUAGCAACUUUGUCAGCCUCUAUAGGUCUUCCGCUUUCCUCCACUAUUACAAGUAUUGGAGGCUCGAAUGACCCUGUAAGUGUAACCCCAUCCAUUAAAUCUCCCUUCCAGCCCGCUCCUUUUGAAUGUGUAUCUUUGUCACCUAACCGCAGAGGCAGUGAGGCUCAUUUUUCUCCUGUUUCAGAGUCUCCACAAUCUAACCGUGAGACAGAAGCAUCCAAUAUACUAAAAUCAGAGGGAGUCCACUUGCCCCAAACCAGCUCCCUGAGACAAAGAGCCAACCAAGUAACAGAAGCAACCAGCACUACAAUCCCAUCUGUGGUCACCACACCUGAACCCAUCGUCUCAGCCUCCCCUGUCUCAAACUCUCCGCCUAUCUCAAUCACUUCAGAUGAGACUAAACUCCUAACCAGUGGCUUCAGCUUCCUGGAUGCUAUGCAAACAUCUGAAACCUCAAAGCUUCAGCAACUGGUGGAGAACAUUGACAAAAAAAUCACAGACCCCAAUCAGUGCGUCCUGUGUCACCGUGUCCUCAGCUGCCAGAGUGCGCUGAAGAUGCACUACCGUAUUCACACUGGGGAAAGGCCCUUCAAGUGUAAAGUCUGUGGCAGGGCCUUCACUACUAAGGGUAACCUGAAGGCUCACAUUGGUGUACACAGAGAAAAUCCACCUGUUCAGGUGCAACACUCGUGUCCUAUUUGCCAGAAAAAGUUCACCAACGCAGUCGUUCUUCAGCAGCACAUUCGCAUGCACAUGGUGGGGCAGAUUCCAGACUCUACCCUGGUGGAUGGGCUGCAGGGGAUGGAUAGCGAAAUGUUCGUCAAUGAGAGAAACUUUGACAGUCUAAGCAGUAAUAGCAAUGACCUCAUUGAUGAUAUUUCAAUGGAGGAUGUAAACGAGGAAGAAGUAGAAGAGCAAGAAAAUAUGGAGGAAGGUGUAAACCCUUAUAAACCCUUGAUCUCUGAUUACAAUUCCACUCCCAAGUCUUCCGCCAUUAUCUCAAGUAUAGCCGCUCUUGAGAACCAAAUGAGGAUGAUUGAUUCUACUGUAAACCUAAACCACUCCUUUGGUAUAAAAUCCCUAACAAAUGGGUUUAAUGACAGCAGCCAACUCCAAGUCAAGUGGGCUUUAUCCGAGAGAAGGGCGGACUUUUGCGGCACAAACAGCCCGAAUAUGUCAGAAUCCUCCUGUUCACCCCGUGCAUCUGCAUCUCCGAUUGAAAGCAACUCAGACAAACCAAGCACAACAAUCACAUCACCUGCAGAGAACAAGAACAGGCCAGAAUCCCAAGAGCCUUUUGCAGCCUCAGUGAAGAGAGAGCAAUCUGAGUCUCCUUCCUCUGCAUCAGGAGCUGCGGAGGCCCAAGAGCUGAGGGGAAUACAGGCCGGCAAGCCGAGUGUGAAAGAGGAGGCUCCUUAUAACAUGUCAUUCCAACUGAGCAGAGAAAGAGCUCCAGGUCAGAUCAUCCCCAGCUUGGUGACCGGGCCACCAUCAGGCAUGAUAAAAACCGAGCUGAACGGUCACAGUCAACCAAACACCCCAUCUGAAGGACAGCACCCACUUUUCAGCGUCCACAUCCCUCCGACGUACGCACCAAUCGGCAGCCCAGGAAUGACCUCCCUGCUCAGCCCUGUUCCCCCUCGACGAACACCAAAGCAGCACAACUGCAACGCCUGUGGGAAGAACUUUUCCUCAGCCAGUGCCCUACAGAUCCACGAGCGCACACACACUGGAGAGAAACCGUUCGUCUGCUCCAUCUGUGGCAGAGCUUUCACCACUAAAGGCAAUCUGAAGGUUCAUAUGGGAACUCACAUGUGGAACAAUGCACCAGCCAGGAGAGGCCGGCGGCUGUCAGUGGAGAACCCUAUGGCCCUGCUGGGUGGAGAGGCAGCAAAGUUUGGAGAAAUGUUUCAGAAGGACCUGGCAGCUCGAGCAAUGAACGUCGACCCUGGAUUUUGGAACCGCUACGCGACAGCUAUCGCCAACAGCCUGGCCACGAAGAACAAUGAGAUCUCAGUGAUUCAGAAUAGAGGCAUCUCUCAGCUUCAUCCUCUAACUGCAGGCAUGGACCGAGUGAGCACAGCAGGAGGUCAAAUGACCAGUCGGACCAAGACAGGCAUGGACCUGGGGAAUAAUAGACAUUUUUCUAUGCUGAUUGAUGACAGCAAAGAAAUCGGAAUCAAUUGAAAAGAAGCUGGAUGCUGACUUGAUACUUAUGCAAUCUGUUAUGGACGUUAAAGUAUUUGUAAAACCCCUUGUUUGUUCUUAUGUAUUAUACAUAGACUUAAAGAACUUUUUAUCAAGUGAAAGAGAAUAGUAGGGUAUUCACAUUUUGCUAUUUUACUUUGCCAUCAUUUGUGAAUGUUUUUUUUUUUUCAAUACAUAAAAUGUUUAACUUGUACCUGAAGAUUCCUACGGUGCUUUGACGUAUGGUUGCUCUGAGGAGGGGAGCAUAUGUUCAAAUCAAUAAUGCAAAGAGUCUACUAUCUCCCCUGGACAGCUGCCCAACGCUGCUGGUGCAAAGCACAAAAUAUGCUCACAAAUACCCACAAGUAAGAUUUGCAAUGUUGUCAAUGUCAUGUUGAGAGAUUGUCUUCUUAAAAAUGAGUUUGACUGAAUAAAAUUAA
Notolabrus celidotus (New Zealand spotty) is the source of this 5831-nucleotide messenger RNA. It is a transcript of the gene sall3b, whose product is annotated as spalt-like transcription factor 3b. Gene Ontology annotation, cellular component: nucleus. The transcript has 10 exons. Gene Ontology annotation, biological process: regulation of transcription by RNA polymerase II. The coding region runs from base 1585 to 5391 and encodes 1268 amino acids. The record is from RefSeq and is a predicted model, not a curated record. Gene Ontology annotation, molecular function: DNA-binding transcription factor activity, RNA polymerase II-specific; RNA polymerase II cis-regulatory region sequence-specific DNA binding. Lineage: Eukaryota; Metazoa; Chordata; Actinopteri; Labriformes; Labridae.